This is a messenger RNA of Cebus imitator (Panamanian white-faced capuchin), 1379 nucleotides long. RefSeq names its product NAD(P)HX epimerase (gene NAXE). Gene Ontology annotation, cellular component: mitochondrion. Gene Ontology annotation, molecular function: NAD(P)HX epimerase activity. The record is from RefSeq and is a predicted model, not a curated record. The transcript has 6 exons. Lineage: Eukaryota; Metazoa; Chordata; Mammalia; Primates; Cebidae. Bases 241 to 1164 code for a protein of 307 amino acids.
AACCAGCACUUAUUAUCAAAGGGCGGCUGGGAGCAAGGCAUUUCAGCGUAUCUGGAAAUGUGUGGCAAUUUGUAAACGCUCCCGAGGAGACCUGAGAUCCUGGCUGCAAGGUAAGCUGAGCCGGGUGGGAACGGUUCCCCGACCCAAGCCCUGCUAGAGCCCGGAGCCUCCAGCCCGGGGCCGCUUCCGGAACCCGUGCGUGCCGGCCUGGCCACUCCGGGGGCGGGGCGAGCGCCGCGCAUGCGCCGGGGUUGGACCGCGCCGGGCCGGGCUGGGGGCGCGCGCUCUGUGAGCUGGAUGUCCGGGCUGCGGGCGCUGCUGGGGAUCGGGCUGCUGGUUGCGGGCUCGCGCCUGCAGCGGAUCGCAACCCAGACCAGCGCCUGCCGCUCGGGACCGACCUGUUGGGGACCACAGCGGCUGAACUCGGGUGUCCGCUGCAACUCAGAGGUCAUGGCGAGCACGGCGGUGAAGUACCUGAGCCAGGAGGAGGCCCAGGCCGUGGACCAGGAGCUAUUUAACGAGUACCAGUUCAGCGUGGACCAACUUAUGGAGCUGGCCGGGCUGAGCUGUGCCACAGCCAUCGCCAAGGCAUAUCCCCCCACGUCCAUGUCCAGAAGCCCCCCUACUGUCCUGGUCAUCUGUGGCCCGGGGAAUAAUGGAGGAGAUGGUCUGGUCUGCGCUCGACACCUCAAACUCUUUGGCUACCAGCCAACCAUCUAUUACCCCAAAAGGCCUAACAAGCCCCUCUUCACUGCGUUGGUGACCCAGUGUCAGAAAAUGGACAUCCCUUUCCUUGGGGAGAUGCCCUCAGAGCCCAUGGUGAUUGAUGAACUGUAUGAGCUGGUGGUGGAUGCCAUCUUUGGCUUCAGCUUCAAAGGUGAUGUUCGGGAACCGUUCCACAGCAUCCUGAGUGUCCUGAAGGGACUCACCGUGCCCAUUGCCAGCAUCGACAUUCCCUCAGGAUGGGACGUGGAGAAGGGAAACCCUGCAGGGAUCCAGCCAGACUUGCUCAUCUCCCUUACGGCACCCAAAAAAUCUGCAACCCAGUUUACUGGUCGCUACCAUUACCUGGGGGGUCGUUUCGUGCCACCUGCUCUGGAAAAGAAGUACCAGCUGAACCUGCCACCCUACCCUGACACCGAGUGUGUCUAUCGUCUGCAGUGAGGGAAGGUGGGUGGGUAUUCUUCCCAAUAAAGACUUAGAGCCCCUCUCUUCCGGAACUGUGGAGUCCUGGGAGCUCCUCUGGCAAUAAAGGUCAGUAAGUGGUAGAAGUCAGAGAGCAACCCUGGGGAUUGGGUGCCAUCUCUCUAGGGGUAACACAACAGGCAAGAGAUUGCCAUGGUAUUUGGGAACAAUGAAAGUUGACUGUCAGAUGCCAA